Centruroides sculpturatus (bark scorpion) is the source of this 2483-nucleotide messenger RNA. RefSeq lists its product as uncharacterized. Lineage: Eukaryota; Metazoa; Arthropoda; Arachnida; Scorpiones; Buthidae. The record is from RefSeq and is a predicted model, not a curated record. The coding region runs from base 371 to 2146 and encodes 591 amino acids. The transcript has a single exon.
AAUGCUCUAAAAUUGAAGGCCUACGAAGAAGAUAAUCUGAUUCAAGCAGUAGGAAAAAUAGCAGCAUUAACUGAAACUGGAAACACUGGAGCAAUAUUUCUUGUAGACCAGAUUCUCAAUUUUGAUAAACGUUGCCCCAAAUGGAGUAAUGAUGUAAUUCGUGAAUGUAUUUUAUGGAAAUGUUAAAUCACCAAAAGGUUAUGAUCAUGCUCGUGUUAGAAAGCUGCUUCGUUUGCCUUGUAAGUCAACUCUUGCAAAGUAUGUAGGCCAAGCUUCAGGUGCAAUUGGCAUCACACCUUUAAUAAAGCAAAGGUUACGUACUGAAAAAGAGAAUUUUACAUCUGCAGAAGAAUGCUAUGCUUCAUUAAUUAUGGAUGAAAUGACUAUUGAUCAGAAGCUAGUUUAUGAUAAGCAGUUAGACAAAAUAUUUGGUUUUGCCGAAACAGGUGAACAUGGAGAGGUUUGUGAACCUCAAAAAGCAGCCAAUCGCAUGUUGUGCUUUCUCCUCAGGGGACUUUCAUCUUCUUAUGCAAUACCUGUUGGGUAUUUUUUCACAUACUGUUUAAAAGGUGCUGAACUGCUAAGGAUGAUGCUCGAUGUUUUGUCAGAAGUGGGAAGCUUAGGUUUUUCAGUGAUACAUAUUGUUGCUGAUAAUCAUCAGACAAAUACAGCCAUGUUCAAAGCUCUCGGAAAUGGAGAACUUUUACAUAAAAUACCUCAUCCGUGUAACACCAUUAGACCCCUCUUUCUGUCAUUUGAUCCAAAUCAUAUAAUUAAAAAUUUGCGAUCCAUAUUAUUGGAAAGAAAGAUGACAGAUGGAUAUGAAUGUAUUGAUGGAGGUUACUAUAUGAAGAUUCUUUUGGAUAUACAGAAAAAUAUUCUAAUUAAACCAGUCAGAUUCCUAACACGUGCACAUGUAUUUCCAACUAAUCUUGAAAAAAUGAAAGUAAAGAGAGCAAGAGACAUAUUCUUACCUGUUGUUAUUGGGACGCUUAAUUUUUUGAAAGACAACCCAUUUUGUCACAAAGAUGCCUCCCUUUUUUCUGGUUGUGGUGCAACGGUUAUGCUCAUGGAAAAUAUUAACAAGUGGUAUGAACUACAGGAUAUAAGUAACUGGAAUGAACAUCUGUUCUCCAUACUGCCAAACAAAAGACCAUUUUCUGAAAUUAAUGAGGAACGGCUCAAUUGGCUGCAGUUAGAUUUUCUUUUGUACAUGGAAUCAAUGAAAAAAGAAUGCAGUAAUAUGAAAAUGCAAUUUCUCACAAAAGAAACUUACAAUGCUCUCUACCUGACAACACUCAGCACAGUUGAUGUUGUAAAGUAUUUGCUGAAUACCGUCAAAUUCAGAUAUGUUUUGACGAGGAGAUUUAACAGUGAUCCAAUUGAGUCAUUCUUUAGCUGCAUUCGUCAGUUUAAUGGAGGAAAUGACAAAUUAGAUGCACGAUCAGCAUCUCUUACAACGCAAAUGAUUUUAAAAGUUGGUAUCUUACAGGCUGCACAGAAUGGAAAUGCACCAUGCUCUUCUUCCUCCUCAAAGUUGUUACCUGUUAUGACAGAAACCAAUUGUAAUGUUGAAGAUGAAGUCUGUAAAUUGCAUGAUUCUUCACUGUCUAUUUUACAAAAAUUGCAAUCCCUCACGCAAGACUGCAGUGUUCUUUGUACAAUUGAAAAUGCUUCUCUGGCAGUUAUCAGUGGCUAUUUAAUUAGAGUUCUUGAAGAGAAGGUUGCAUGCUAUGAGUGUCUUGAAAUCCUCAACCAUCCCGCAAGUAAUGGAGCUCUUUUUGGCUUAAUAUCAAACCAGGAUAGAGGACAGCUUCGGUAUCCGAGACCAGGGUUAGUGGGGGUAAUUAGAAUUCUUACAGAUUUUUUUGAUGACGUACUAACAUACACAAAUCCUUGCCAGGCUGGUUUGAAAGUUAAGCUGGUAAAGGUCAUUUUGCCAUACUUGAAAAACUGCCCAGUACUGUGGUGUAAGGCUAACACUGAUGGUGCACAGUCAAAUCACAAUAAUCGCAUGUGCAAUAUUAUAGCAACAAAGUUUGUUAGCCCUUUUCUGACCAAUUGGACUGGACAAUUAAGUCAAACUGUGGAAAAAGUUCUCAGACUGCAUCAUAAGCCCAUUUCUAGAAAAAUAUUAAAAGUCUAAUGUUAUCUAAUUCAUAUUGUAAAUUUUUGAUGAGGAGGAAGCUAAGUACAUUUCUGUUCUUUGACUAAAUUUUACAAACUGUAAAAUUCAGUCAAAAACAGUGUACACUUUAUUCAAUAAAUUAAUUUUUUUUAAUGUAAUAAGCUUUUGCUUUUUCUAUAAAGAAUUUUAUUUAUAUUAGAGAUGUAAACUGAAGCAAUGUUACUUUUACCAUAGUUAUAUCAGGUCAGUCCAUAAGUUUGUGUGCAUUUUAUGACUUUGAGAAAAAUCUUGUUUUUCUGUUAAAAAUGCCAGUCUAAUGUGAUACUUUUUACACUGAAGUGUUAAAUUGGAUCUC